AUGCCCGCAACCGAGUCGAUGCUCCCACUGGUUCGCCUGCCCGAGCCCUACAAGACGACCUACGAGCUGCAGGUCGUCUCAGUCGAGCAUGGUGUCAGACAGUUCCAGCUGCGCCGAUCCCCCCGGGUGGACGAAGGAUCUCCACCGCCAGAGCAGCUGCACCACGACAGCCUCAAGUUCACCGAUCUGACAUCUCCCGCCUCGUCCGCGGUCCCGCCAGAAGGAAACAACUCUGCAUGGGCUCGUGCCCAGAGAGCCCCCGUCACGCAAUGGACGUGGGGUGGGAAAGAUGCCCCGACAGUCGGUCAGAUCUGGGCUGUCGUGUAUGCACUGGUGACGCUGCGCAGCGAAUUCGAGGUCUUCCGCGCCGUCCUCUCCGGCGAAGGCAGGGACCUGCUGGCCCAGGAACUCCAAGCCGUUGGCCUCGCCGUCCAGCACCCCAGCCCCUCCGCUCCACCCGGCCAACCGACCCCUGCGUCCCCCGACCUCUCAGACCAGCUGCUCAUCCAUCGCAGCACCUUCUGGCAGGGCGCGGGCUCGCCCUUUGGACCGCGCGCCGUCUGGGUCGCCGACAACAGCAUCCACCGCGGCCUGCGCCGGCCGCUGACGGCGUACCCCCUGCACCCGAUCCAGCACACCCUCACGACCAAGUUCCCCGACGUGCGCGUGCACGCCGUGCACCCAGUGCGGCCGCCCAAGCCCGCGCCGGGCUCGAUGAUCUACAGCCGCUACAUCCCGCACCUGGACGAGUUCUUCUCCAUCUGGGCGCUCGACUACACCAACGAGGAGCACCUGCAGCUCUUCCACAAGUGGCAGAACGAUCCGCGCGUCGCGAAGGGCUGGAACGAGACCGGCACGCUCGACCAGCAUCGCGAGUACCUGCGCAAGAUCCACGAGGACCCGCACCAGAUUACGGUGCUGGCCAAGUUCAACGAUACUUUCUUCUCCUACCAUGAGAUUUACUGGGCGAAAGAGGACCAUCUGGGCGCGUACUACGACGCCGACGACUGGGACCGCGGCCGCCACUCGCUCGUUGGCGACAUUCGCUUCCGCGGCCAGCACCGCGUCAUGGUGUGGUGGUGCAGCAUCAUGCACUACAUGUUCCUCGACGACCCGCGCACCAAGUUCGUCGUCGGCGAGCCCAAGUACACCAACCUCACGCCUCUGGCAUACGACCACGCCACCGGGUUCAACCUCGAGAGCGUCGUGGAUCUGCCGCACAAGCGCUCCGCGCUGGUCAAGUGCCGGCGCGAGAAAUUCUUCCACAUCGCCCCGUUCCGGUUUGACGGGUCCGAUGUGCUCGAGCGGGACCCGUUCCGGGCGUUGAAGCUGUAG
Aspergillus terreus NIH2624 is the source of this 1335-nucleotide messenger RNA. Its product is annotated as GNAT family N-acetyltransferase. NCBI's taxonomy places the organism in Eukaryota, Fungi, Ascomycota, Eurotiomycetes, Eurotiales, Aspergillaceae. Gene Ontology annotation, biological process: siderophore biosynthetic process. Bases 1 to 1335 code for a protein of 444 amino acids. The transcript has 2 exons. The record is from RefSeq and is a predicted model, not a curated record.